Messenger RNA from Lycium ferocissimum, 3991 nucleotides. Its product is annotated as serine/threonine receptor-like kinase NFP. The transcript has a single exon. The coding region runs from base 813 to 2630 and encodes 605 amino acids. Gene Ontology annotation, biological process: protein phosphorylation. Lineage: Eukaryota; Viridiplantae; Streptophyta; Magnoliopsida; Solanales; Solanaceae. The record is from RefSeq and is a predicted model, not a curated record. Gene Ontology annotation, molecular function: ATP binding; protein kinase activity.
UUAAAAUAAAAUAGUGAUAUUAAUAUUAGCAUAAUGAAAUUGUUUUUAUUAGAUUUUUGGAUAUUAAAGAUUGAUAAUAACGUCUAAAUGUUGGUAAAAUCAAUGAUAUGAAGUUUAAUACUUGAGAUAAUUGCGAAGGUGAGGGAAUUCAUUUUCCUCUAGUGAAAAAUGUUUUUAUUGGAAAUUAUUUUUAGCAAUCAGACCCUAGAAGAUGACUUAUUUCUGGAAAAUAUCUUCUGAAAAAUAUUGCUCAUCAUACCAGAGUACACCCGGAAUGUCUCCAAGAAACUGACAAUUGUAAAUUUUGCCUAAUUUAUUAUGUCCCUUUCUCCUAAGGUAAGAGAGCGUGACACAGGCUCGCUUGCAUGUGUUAAGCAUAUACCUAGUGACAACCACCUCUGAGAAUUCACCAGUAUCUCUAGUUUAUUAUUCUUAGUUGUUUACUUUAUGAACUUUGAUAGAAGGAGGAAUCCUUGCCGUCCGGAUUUGGUUCUAGUAUUAAUCUAUUUGCUAGAGCUUCCCUAGAAAAGAACUGAAAGGGGAUGUCAUAGUCAAGGAGAAAUGAUUUUUCUUUUACUUAUUGAGAAUAUUUUACUAAGCAUUGUUGCAUAAAGACAGAGACAGCUGCUUAAAAUAUGAGAGUAGGCAGAGAAGACAAGAGGGUAUCUCGCAGACAAAGCUACAGACAAGCCUCCUAGAUAUUGUCCAUUUCUCUAUCCUUCCAAACUUAAAAGAUAAAUCCCUAAAAUACACUCUUGCUUGAGCCACCAAAUAAUAUUUUAGCUGGUGCCUUGCUAUCUAAGCUUGUAGCAAUGGGAGUUCCUCUUGUCUCCUUGUUUUACAACUUUUUCCUCUUUCUCAUCCUUUCAUCUUCCAACGUAAGUGCUCAAACAUCUAGCACAGACACAGACUUUUCGUGCUCAUUAAACUCUUCCCUGUCUUGUGAUACUUAUGUCACAUACCGUGCCCGUCCACCAAAUUAUUUUGAUGUGGGAAGUAUAUCUGAUCUUCUUGAAGUCAGUCGUUUGAGUAUAGCUAAGGCCACAGGUCUAGCCUCAGAGGAUACCGAGCUAUUCCCUGACCAGCUUUUGCUCGUACCCAUUAAGUGCUACUGCAAUGGUUCUCAUUAUUUCUCCAAUGUCACCUAUCAGAUGAAGAAAGGUGACAGCUUUUAUUCAGUUUCAAUAGGAGCUUUUGAGAACCUUACUAAUUAUCAUGUUGUGCAAGAUAUGAAUCCAACACUAGAUCCAACCAACUUGACAGUUGGUGCAGAUGCCGUUUUUCCUUUGUUCUGUAAUUGCCUCGCGCAUUCUGAUCUCGAAAAGGGACUUCAGUACCUUGUCACUUAUGUGUGGCAGCCUUGGGAUGAUAUAUUGCCUGUAAGCAAUAUGUUUGGAGCAUCUGCAGCUGACAUUCUGGCUGCAAACAGUUUCAGAAAUUUCACUGAUGCAAUAUGUCGUCCUGUCUUGAUACCGGUAAAACUUCCUAUUAUUAUGCAAUCUUACCCCUCUUCUACAAGCAGUAGAAAAUCCAAACGUAGAUGGAUCCUCAUUCCUGUUUUAAGUAUUGUGGGGUUGCUUGCAGUUUUUCCAUUUUGCUUGAUGGUAUACAUGCGGCUUCUAGAGGAGAAGAGGAGGGCUAAUUUAGCCCGUAAAUCUUCUACUCUUGAAACUUCUGAUCUUUUUCAUACCAAGAAAGCCUCCAAAGAUGAAAUUUUGGACCAUAAGAACAUUCAAGAUAAGCUUCUUCCUGGAGUUUCUGGCUAUAUCGGAAAGCCAAUAAUAUAUGACCUGAAGAUCAUCAUGGAGGCGACUAUGAACUUCAGUGAGAGGUACAGGAUAGGAGGAUCAGUGUACAAGGCCACGAUUAACAACCAAGUUAUAGCUGUCAAGAAAACUAAACAAGCAUCGGAGGAAUUGACGAUACUUCAGAAGGUAAAUCACGCAAAUCUGGUGAAACUAAUGGGCGUUUCAUCAGACAAUCAUGGGAAUUUCUUUUUGGUUUAUGAAUAUGCUGAAAAUGGCUCACUGGAUCAGUGGUUGUUUCCCAGACCGUCAUCCACGUCUUCUGCCUCUGACUCAGUGGUAUCGCUUGGUUGGAGCCAAAGGUUACAUAUAGCCUUGGAUGUUGCAAAUGCUCUGCAAUACCUGCAUGAACAUACUCAACCUAGUAUUGUUCAUGGGCAUAUCUUAACGUGUAGCAUACUUCUUGAUUCAAGGUUUAAAGCCAAAAUUGCAAGUUUCUCUACAGCCACACAUGCUACCAACUCAAUGAUGCUGAAAGCCGACGUGUUUGCUUUCGGGCUUGUGCUGUUGGAGUUGCUUUCAGGGAAGAAAGCAAUGGAAGUUGAAGUUAUGGGAAUCUUGGAAGUUGAAGAUAACAGAGAGGAGAAGUUUAGAAGGUGGAUGGAUCCAAAGUUGAGCUUUUACCCUGUUGAUGAUGCUCUAAACUUGGCUGCCUUAGCAACAGCGUGCACAUCGGAGAAAUCAGCAGAGAGGCCUAGGAUGACAGAUAUUGUCUUCAACCUCUGUUUUCUUACUCAAUCAUCUUUUGAAAUGUAUGGGAGGUCUUGGACUUCAGGUGAAGCUGAGGAGAUUGUUCAGAUUGUUAGCCCACUAAUAGCACGUUGACUUAAAGAUGGAGCGUAAAUAUAGCCAAGAACUUUGUCCAGUUUGUCUCAAAUUUGUAACAUAUUCUGGAUUAUAAUGCAAUAGGAAGGAUAAGCUGAUCUCCAGAAUAUGUUGCAAAUUCGAGUUCUAGUGUCCAGUUAUUCCCUGUAUUUCUGUUGCAGCUAAAGCAGUUGCUAUUGUAAAUUCUUGUGUAGGAUGUUUUGCUCAACCACUUAACUUUGAAAUAAGUGUACGUAGAGCAAUUUGAUAUAUAUUUCCAUCUUUCACUCUCCAAAAAACGAAGAAAAACUAGGUUUCUGAAAAGACAAUGCAAACUCGUUCUUAAAUAUAUUUGAGAUGUAAACAAUACAGACUAGUACUGGUUUAAUUUGUAAAACAAGUUCUCUAACUUUGUGCAUCCAUCAGUAUUUGUGCAAUGUUUUUCCUCCGUCCUGCUCGAAGACAGCCUCUUUUCCACUUCUUAUUUUCAACAGACCAAACACAAUUUCAUAAAUGUCUAUCUUCAGAUUAACCUGACAAGCUUCAAGAUUUUCGUAUAAUGUGACGUGGUGGAGUUUGUGAAAAGCUUCAGUAUUGGCAAAAUAGCAACAAGUUGACUAGGUUUUAUUCUCAUACCCGUCUUGUUCUUAUUCCAAAGGUUGAAUCUCCUACAACUUUUGCUGGUCUUAGGCCAAGUAGUCUUAGCAAUUUCUCUGCUAAGAUAAUAUCCAAAGUCCUGGCUAAAACACUGAUCCCUCUGUUACCUAAGCUCACUUCUGAAUCUCAGAGCGGUUUUGUUAAGGGUAGGUUCAUUAAUUGAUAAUGUUAUGAUGGCUCAGGAAGAUUUCAUAACCAAACACAUGAGGCAAUAGAAUAAUCAAAUUGGACAUGACAAAGGCAUAUGACUGUAUGACAUGGAGCUUCAUUACUGCUGUGUUAAGAAGGUUUGGUUUUUGUGACUGGUGGAUUGAAGCUAUUGGGAGAUUGAUCACUAAAAUGUGGUACUCUAUAUUAAUCAAUGGUGCAAGGAAAGACUUCUUCACGUCUGCUUAGGGUCUGAAAUAGGGGAUCCACCCUCUCCCUCUUUAUUUAUUUUUGGAUUAGAGAUGUUGUACUUGUCCAUACUACUCAACAACUUAUAUGACGAUCCUAGAUUUAUUCCAUUUUCAAUGAAUAAUAGGUGUCCUAGGGUGAACCAUUUUCGUAUGCCGAUGACAUAGUCAUCUUCUAUGAUGGCAAAGAAAAAUCUAUCAAAUUGGUAAUAAAACAGGUUAGACUAUAUAAAAACAGCUCUGAACAGAAGGUGAAUGAGUGAAAAGUUUUUCCUGCACUUUCCCUAAGGCUUCCAUUUCCAGGAUCAACAAGAUGAUAGAUAAGACUGA